AGAUGGCGGACUACGACUUGACAACCAAGAUAGCUCAUUUUCUUGACCGGCAUUUGGUUUUUCCUCUUUUGGAAUUCCUGUCCGUGAAAGAGAUCUACAAAGAAAAGGAACUUCUUCAGGGGAAGCUGGAUCUCCUCAGCGAGACCAACAUGGUGGAUUUCGCCAUGGACGUGUACAAAAACUUGUACCCGAACAAGGAAAUCCCACACUCUCUGAGGGAGAAGAGGAGUACUGUCAUGGUCCAACUGAAGCAGCUCCAGUCGGAGACGGAGCCAAUCGUCAAGAUGUUUGAAGACCCAGAGACGACAAGAGAUGGACGGAUGCUCUUCGACUACCUUUCAGAAAAACACAAUUUUCGACAAGAAUACCUGGACACGCUGUACAGGUACGCCAAAUUCCAGUACGAGUGCGGUAACUACUCUGGGGCUGCAGAAUACCUCUAUUUCUUUCGUGUCUUGGUUCCCUCUACAGACAGGAAGGCCUUGAGCUCUCUGUGGGGGAAACUGGCCUCUGAGAUCCUGAUGCAGAACUGGGAAGCAGCCAUGGAGGAUCUCACCCGACUAAGGGAGACUAUCGAUAACAAUUCCGUGAGCUCUCCUCUCCAGUCACUCCAACAGAGGACCUGGCUCAUCCAUUGGUCCCUCUUUGUGUUCUUCAACCACCCUAAAGGAAGGGACAACAUCAUCGAGCUCUUCCUCUAUCAGCCUCAGUACCUGAAUGCGAUCCAGACAAUGUGCCCGCACAUCCUGCGAUACCUCACAACCGCAGUCAUCGCCAACAAAGAUGUACGGAAGCGCCGACAAGUGCUCAAGGACUCGGUGAAAGUCAUUCAACAGGAGUCGUACACAUACGAGGACCCAAUCACAGAGUUUGUGGAGUGUCUCUAUGUGAACUUCGACUUUGACGGCGCCCAGAAGAAGGGAGUGCGAGUCGGUGAGGUUCUCGUGAACGACUUCUUCCUGGUCGCUUGCCUCGAGGAUUUCAUCGAGAAUGCCCGCCUCUUCAUCUUUGAGACCUUUUGUCGGAUUCAUCAGUGUAUCAGCAUCAGCUCUCUGGCAGACAAGCUCAACAUGACGCCGGAGGAGGCGGAGAGGUGGAUCGUCAACCUCAUCCGUAAUGCCAGACUCGAUGCCAAGAUCGACUCCAAACUGGGUCACGUGGUGAUGGGUAACAACGCGCUGUCGCCGUACCAGCAGGUGAUUGAGAAGACCAAGAGCCUCUCCUUCCGUAGCCAGAUGUUGGCAAUGAACAUCGAGAAGAAAGUGGCCCACAGCAACCGGAACGAGACACCAAACUGGGCUGCUCAAGACUGGCUUUUAUUAAAAUGGGAAUCGGCUUCAAGAGGAUGCAGAUGGCUCUACUGGAUGUGAUUUAUGCUUUUAACUGAAUCUCUUUUAUUUAUUUAUAAAUUAUUUAUUUAUUUUAUUUGUAUGAUUUACUCAUCAGAUUAGCAACUGUUUAACUGGCAGCAUGACGUCUGCAUUGUGAAUUGUCUGAGAGGACGCAGCAAGACUGGAUCAAGACGUCGUCAUCGAGGUAUUAUUUAUUAUGAGGACACGCUCUUCAUCAUGACUUAUAUUUAUUCUGGUAUUAAGCGUUGAUUUCUAAAGUUUUCACCCAAACUUUGUUUUAUCGAUCCGACCGGAUAUUAACAUUAAACACUUUUUGCCUCUUCA
Molecule: messenger RNA, 1676 nt
Organism: Cyclopterus lumpus (lumpfish)
Lineage: Eukaryota; Metazoa; Chordata; Actinopteri; Perciformes; Cyclopteridae
Gene: eif3eb
Product: eukaryotic translation initiation factor 3, subunit E, b
Biological process (GO): translational initiation
Cellular component (GO): cytoplasm; nucleus; eukaryotic translation initiation factor 3 complex
Molecular function (GO): translation initiation factor activity
Source: RefSeq, a predicted model, not a curated record